GCGACAAAACACACAUAGUACACACAGUACGGGUCAAGUUUUAGUUAUUUUCCAAAAUGUGGAAAGUUUUUGCUCUUAUAGUGCACAUUUUGAUGGUCGGAUAUAUAUCGAUGAUAUAUUUCCAAUCAACUGUUCUUAAUGGAAUGCGGCCGCAAGCGACACAUCGGGAAUUGGGUCUGGAGCCACCAGCAGAUCGUCUUGUUGUCUUCAUUACUGAUGGAUUCCGAGCCGAGUCAUUUUUCCGUAGGAACUGCAGUGGCUUGCCAAGCAUACAAAAUAUAUUAUUAAACGAGGGCUUGGCAGGCAUAUCGCGCACCUGUGCUCCCACCCAAUCCCGUCCCGGACAUAUUGCCAUCUUUGGUGGAUUCAAUGAGGAUCCAGCGGCAGCUAUGACCAACUUUCAGAAAAAUCCCUCGAUAUUUGACUCGGUAUUCAAUCGCACAUCCGGUACAUGGGGCUGGGGUGGCAGACCAGUGAUAACAAUUUUCAAAGAUUUGCUAAGUGAAGGCGGUCGAAUUCACUUUGAAAUGUACACCUUGAAUGAAGAAAUGGGCAUUUACGGAGCGGAUAACUGGGUCUUUAACAAGGUACGACAAUUUCUGGCCUCCAAUGACAAUGUUCAGAUGGUAAAGGAGAAGUUGCCAGCAAUGUUCUUGGUCUAUUUGGGUGAUCUUGAUCUCGCCGGUCAUUCGGCAAAACCAAAUACCGAUGAUUAUCUCAAAAUACUCAACAAUACACAAUCCGGCAUUGGCGAAAUGUACGAGCUAUUUGAGAGUACCUUCAAUGACAAGCGAACCGUAUAUCUAAUGACAUCCGAUCAUGGCAUGACCGAUUCGGGUGCUCAUGGAGCCGGCAGCAAGGAUGAGAUUGAAGUGCCCUUCAUCUUUUGGGGCGCUGGAGUCAAUCGUGUGGCCCCUAAUGCGGGAGAAACCUUUGGAGUUGGCAAGGACGGCGUAGAGUUGCCGCUACAUGAGCUAGACCAGGUGCAGUUGGCACCGCUGAUGUCUGCCCUGAUUGGACUACCACCGCCCAUUAACAAUAUGGCCAUGCUGCCGUUGGGUUACAUCAAUGUCAGUGCCGAGUACGAAGCGCAAGCAUUGCAUCUGAAUGGAUUACAAUUGCUGGCCCAGGUGGAACGGAUACAGCAGAUUCAUCAGCGUGAUCGCCUAACCGAUUGGUUGCCCAUCUUUGAGAAACUCGACAGGCGUCGAAUUCAAAACUAUAAGCAUCAGUUCGAGCGCUUGAUGAAAUUGCACUGCAUUCAGGAGGCGAUGCAAUGUAGCCAAGACUUAAUACGUCUGGCUCUGGAUUGUCUGGAGUAUUAUAGAGAUUACUAUCGGAUUCCACUGUCUGCCGCCUGCAUUGCCACAUAUCUGGGCUGGUUCUACUAUUUGCUAGCCAAGCAGGCGCGUCCAACGAAUGCUCCUAAACAGGACUGGCUAUCAAUACCCAUUAUCCUGUUCUUCCUGUUGGAACUGAUGCUGGCCGUAAUGUUCUAUUUGCAUAAGAUACCUUGCUGGACAAGCUUCUACUUGCUGGUACCAUUGCCCGUUUGGAUGGUGGCCUUGCGAGAGCGUGGACUGCAUAGCAAGUGUGUGGAAGCACCUUUCAUGCAGCUGGCAUGGAUUGUGUGCACCGCUGCCCUGCUCAUAUCCACAACCCACUAUCGGGAGCUCGUCUCUCUGGGUUAUGCGGUUGUGGUGUGCGCCAACAAUUGGCGAGCAUUUACAAGGCCCACGAUGAAAUUCUGUCUGUGGAUCGCGCUGGUGACAGUCUUGACUGGCUUUUCGCUUGUGAGACCCGAUCUGGGUUACCAAAACAAAUGCUUGCUCUUUGCAAGCAUGGUACUGACUCUGUUGCGUCCUCUGGUGCUGGGUGAAUCUCACGGCUGGCGAGUGUGGAUCAGCAAUAGCGGUGCCUUGCUGAUUGAAGGAUACAUUGUGCAACGGCUGCUGUCUGAGAAACCUGUCUGCCAGUGGUUACAUGUUGCUGCCUGGUGCUACAUGAUCUAUGCCCUAAUCUCGAUUCCAUAUAGUAGUACGAAAACUCCACGAAAGCGUGUACAGCUGAUUCUCUUCAAUCUGAGCACAAUUUUUACGCUAUUGUGCCUCUCGUAUGAGUCGAUCUUUAUACAAGUGCUCUGCACAGAAUUCCUGCUGGGCAUGGAGGUGCAUGAAGAUACCAAGAAGUUGCAGGAGGAAAGUGACAGUGAUGGUGAUGAGGCGGAUAAGCCAGCCAGGUCAAUAACUUCAGUCCAGCACAUUGUCAGCAGCUAUCGCUAUGCCCUGUUGAUUAUAUUCUACUCAUACUUUUCUAUAAUUGGCACUGGCAAUCUGCCGCAAAUCAAUUCCUUCGAUCCGGAUACGGCACGUGUGUUUGUGAGAGAGCUGUCGCCGAUUUUGAUUGGAUCAUUGAUUGUCCUGAAGCUCUUUAUACCCAACAUCAUCAUCAUGUCCAGCUUGUAUGCGUUUUGUGCAAGUGCCCGGCAAAAUGUGCGUGGUAUCUACAUCUGUCUGUUCCUUAUCUGUGAUGCCAUGUGCCUCUACUUCUUCUUCUUUGUGCGGAAUAGUGGCUCCUGGAGUGGAGUUCGUGAGUCUCUAUCGAAUCUUCUCAUUGUACAUGGUCUUCCCAUCCUGUUGAUUGUCUUCUCGUGGGUCCCUAAACAAUUCCUUAGCGCCAUUCCCUUGACUAUGUUGCCCAUGCUCCGUUGGAAAAGUGAUGUGCGCCUCUCACAACCAGGUCAGAGCCUGGCCUAAAUUCGUCUAUAAAUGGUCAAUUGAAAGGCUUACAAAUUAUUUUUAGUGUAUCAAUGAAAUAAAUUGUUAUUCAAGUUCAAGA
Drosophila innubila is the source of this 2838-nucleotide messenger RNA. Its product is annotated as GPI ethanolamine phosphate transferase 1. Gene Ontology annotation, biological process: GPI anchor biosynthetic process. Lineage: Eukaryota; Metazoa; Arthropoda; Insecta; Diptera; Drosophilidae. Gene Ontology annotation, molecular function: mannose-ethanolamine phosphotransferase activity. The transcript is spliced from 2 exons. Gene Ontology annotation, cellular component: endoplasmic reticulum membrane. The coding region runs from base 57 to 2756 and encodes 899 amino acids. The record is from RefSeq and is a predicted model, not a curated record.